Molecule: messenger RNA, 1884 nt
Organism: Exophiala bonariae
Lineage: Eukaryota; Fungi; Ascomycota; Eurotiomycetes; Chaetothyriales; Herpotrichiellaceae
Exons: 9
Coding region: 1-1884 (627 amino acids)
Biological process (GO): DNA-templated transcription
Molecular function (GO): zinc ion binding; DNA binding
Source: RefSeq, a predicted model, not a curated record
AUGUCGCGAACGGAAAAUCAGAUGUAUGGCAAUCCAGACUUCCAGCGUGCUUGGUAUCCGUGGGAAGGGCUCACAGCAGUGCAGGUACCACGGGGAGAAGAAUGCAUCUAUGCCAUUUCCAAAAGAGGUCAGCGAUUGAACAGAAAGGCAAAUGUGCAAGCGACCACCGGUCGCUUGCCUGGUUUCCGACCCACAACAGUGUUGAUCAGCAGUGACCGCGACCAGCAGAAGGAAUCAGUUUUCGUUGGCCGAAAACUACCUCCAGUAAGCGGCAAUGCUAACAGAGCAACAACACAAGAAUGCUUAGAAAUCGAUGGUUGGUCUAUGGUGGCCGGUGAAUGCGCAGGCGCUCCUACUGCCACCGACACAAUCUCGAACUUUCGUGCGGAGGGGCCGAUAUUACCUCAAAAUAGCAACGCCUAUGCGAAGCAAACACCGCAAGUAAACACGAGAUCCAUGUCCGACAUUGGUGGGUUGGUAGAAAUUGAGAGUGGAGUUGAGCAUGAAGAAACCGUGCCAUUUGGAAAAGAAGAUCUGACCCCCCCGGCACACAUUUUUCAAUGGGAGCAUCAAGGCCCUGCGUCAUGCUUGUCGAUUUGCUCGGCACCAGCUGCAUCCUGGGUGCGUAAAGUGACAGGUAGCUUGGACUUCCAUCUUGUGGCUCGCAAUUUGGUCGUGGGCUGGACUCGACGAUGCAAGAUACCAAGCCGGACUAUGCUUUUCGGGGAGAACAAAGAACCUGAAGCAGAUAUAGCAUGGGAAUAUUGUACAGCUUAUUUUGAAGAAUCGUUCGAAGCUACUUACGGCUUUGUAGACCGAUCGGAAUUCUUUACGUGCCUCAGUGCGCACUUCCGCAAUGAUGAGCAUCUAAGAAAUGAUCCUGCUUGGCAUGCACUCCGGAACACAGUUUACGCUUCGGGAUGCCGCAUUGUUCUCUCCAAGAACGAUGCAUCUCACUAUUCAGAAAUUCAAAAAGAGGCCUGGAGCUAUUUCCAGAACGCGAUGUCCGCCCAUACUGAGCUGUUGUUCACCUUCACUAGCAUCAUGGCGGUCAGAGCGUUAAUUGCUAUGACAUUCUUCACAGAAGGAUUGGGAAGCCCGGCACUCCAGUAUAUGCUCUGUUCGAGCGCAGCUCGCCUAGCCCAGUCCAAAGGAUUUCAUCGCCAGCCAGCACCUUCAUGGAAGCUUGAUUCAGAUCAGAUCGACAAUCAAAAUUGGCUGUUUUGGGCCAUUUACCACUGUGAUAAGAGUAUCGCACUUCGAUCAUCGCGGCCUUCGCUUGGAUACUAUGCUAGCAUAUUAGCUCUCUACACACCCUUUAUGAACCCUUGGAUCUCAAAUACGAUUGUGGGUGAUAGUGCCGCGAGCGAUGAACACUAUCAAACCGCCACAAAUACUGUCGCGGAUGCUGCACGAAAUCUUAUUGUGAUCACCACCCAGAUUGAGAUCAAUGCAGCUUCACCUCAAUGGCAAGUGUCGGCGUUCACAUAUCCGCUCAUCGGAGUUACAAAUCUCUUUAUCCAUAUCCUCAAAGCACCCAAACUACCAUCAGUGGCUGCGGAUUUGGCGCUAUUGGAUGUCGCGGCUGGCCAUUAUGGUCGAGUUGAGUUAAUCACCGAAUCAGACAUGAGUUUUCCAUUCGCUCGUAAGCUCGCAGAAAUCGCGCGUAAGGCUGUCGACAAAGCAUGGUCCGCCUGCGAAGAGCAGACCUCGACUGCCAAUUCUGGUACUAUGGAUGUAAUGGAUCAAGCAGUCUCGGAUAACGUUGAUGCCCUGCUAGAUUGGGGAUUUAACAAGUCUUGGGACAACGAAGACUGGAUGCUCGAAGACUGGUCAAUGUUACAACCAGAUUCAUUGGGAGAUUUCGCUAGUUUGCAGGAUUAA